Molecule: messenger RNA, 411 nt
Organism: Helobdella robusta
Lineage: Eukaryota; Metazoa; Annelida; Clitellata; Rhynchobdellida; Glossiphoniidae
Exons: 2
Cellular component (GO): plasma membrane
Source: RefSeq, a predicted model, not a curated record
UAUAGCAACAGUAGCAGCACGGACGGACAAUUUUCAACACCAAAUUAUCCGGGUUUGUAUCCGCGCGCAACGGAAUGUGAGUUUUUAUUCUUCGGUCGGAGCAAUGAAAGAGUAGAAAUUGAUUUUCUGCACUUCAAUAAACACUAUCAUUUCUACAACAAAUACGAUCAAACUCUUCGACUUUGUGGUUCAGAAUCUAACCUACGUCUGGCCAUCUCCAGUUUGAGGUCAAGGACAUUUCAAAAGCUGAAAAGCAGAACAUCUCUGACGUCAUUAAUUUCUGAAAGCAAUUUUUUAAAAGUGUUUUUCAAAUCGGAUGACGAGUAUGAUGCAACGGGAUUCUUAGCUACUUAUAAAUUCGUCAACUCAAAACCUGGUAAGCAUACAAUUUUUUACAUAUUUUACAUAUAG